UCGAAAAAUAAAAGCAUGCAACAGGAAGUGAACCUGUUAAACUGCACUCAUUGCAUACUUUAAAAAAAGAAGAACCCUAAUAGAAUCGGACUAUAAAAUAUAAAACAGACAUAUAAAAACUGUGCAAUACAAACAACUCUAAGUACUUCGCCAUUGUGACAAAUGCCAAAUUGCCCCCCGGAACUUUAGCGGAGUACGAAACCGUUCCUACACGGACCUAUAACGGGACGCACAUUUAAACAUGGCGGCCAACAUAGAGAAAUUUUUCCAGGAUUUUAUACUGAAUAAAAUCAGAGAGAUUGAAGACCAGAAUGAAGACAAAGCUUCCGCUGAAGUGGUGGGAGAUGGCACUGAACAGUUUGGAACAGAACAGAGCUCUUCGGAGAGAGACAAACAGGACAACGUAAGGUGUGGGGGGUCGCCGAAGAAACACAAGAAGCACAAAAAACACAAAAGUAAGAAGAAGAGGAGGAACCGGGAGAAGGAGGAGAGCAGCUCCGAGUCUGGGCCAGAGGAGGACGGAGGAACCAAACUCCAGCCAAGAAAAGGGACUCCAACAGAGGCGGACAAUGAGCAAGGUGAGGAAGACCAGAACAAGUCCAGGGGCCACAAGCGGCAUUCAUCGGGGAAGAAGAAAAAGAAGAAGAAGAAGAAAAAGAAGAGGAGCAGGAAAGAUGACGAGAACUCUUCAGACUCCAACUCAGAGGUCGUGUCCAAGCAGAGGGAAGGUGGUCAAAGCGUGUCCCCGAGGCGACGGGUGGAGCUGCCUGAUAUUAUCCCAAAACAGGACAGCUCCAACAAAGCACUAGGAGAUCAGGAGGGCCUCGGCAGGAGGGGCUCUCGUUCCCGGUCACGGUCACAUUCCUGUUCUGUGAGGAGGAACUUCCGCUCCAGACACCACCGGCCCAGAUCCAGGACUCGCUCCCCAUCCAGUCCACACCGCCACAGACCCGGUCCAGCUCUUCAUUGUCAUCGUACCUUUUCUCUCCUCAGAUCCUCAGAGAAGAAGGGGGCUCACCAUGAAUCCAUGAAGUCUUCUUCAAAAGACCUCAAGCCUCCUACACUGGCCUCAAACCCGACUCAGAGCACAGUCAAAGCAGAAGAGCUGACAGGGUCCAGCAGAGAGCGGAAGGGCUCCGACCGGGGGGAGAAGCCUGCAGAGGAGGGAGCAGGUGCAGAAAAAGCAGCUACAGGUACUGUUACAUCCCAGUCCACUUCAACUGAACCUGCAUCAAAAUCCCCCCGGCCCUCGGACACUUUAGUGAAAUCCCCAGCGAGGAAGAGGAGGAAUAGAUCCCGGUCCCCACAGAGGAAGAGAGAAACAAAGUCAUCGAAGAGGCAGAAAAGAACUCCGUCGCCAAGUAGGAGCCACAGGAGGGGGUCCAGAUCCAGGAGCCCCUCAAAGAAGAGGAGGUCACGGUCCAGGUCAGGGGGCCGGCGGUCGCGGAAGUCUCGAUCUCCGUCCCGGGGUCGGAGGAGGGCCACAUACAGCCAGAGGGACCGCUGGAAACGAGAGCCGAGUCACUCCCCUGUACUCAUCCUCCGCAAAAACAGAUCCCCCAACAGGAAGCUCUGCAGUUCGAGCAACAGCCCUCAGCGCAUCAGUGAACUGGAUAAAGAGCAGUUGUUGGAAAUUGCCAAAGCCAAUGCUGCAGCCAUGUGUGCCAAAGCAGGAAUGCCCAUCCCUGCCAGCCUGAGGUCCACAGUGCCCCCCCUCAACCUACCUCACGGCAUAGCGAUGAAUGCUGCUAUGGCCAGUAUGACAGCUGCCACCAUGACGGCGGCGCUGACCAACAUGGGCAUAUCCUCACUGCUCCCACUGCCCUCCAUCACAAACAAGCCCCCCUCUGUCUCCUCCCAACCUACCAAUGCUGCUCUAGAGGAAGUGAAGAGGAAGGUAGCGAAGCAGGCCAACAGCAUCAGCAUCAAGGAGUUCACUGACAAAUGCAAGAUGAUUGUGGACAGUAAAGGAGAGUUGCCGGUGGCGAUACCGCAUGUGUCGGAUGAAGAGGACGACGGGAAACCUUUCGGAGGAUCGGCUCUUCGAGAACAAAAGGCCAUCAGCUUCAGCAUCAACAACGCCACAGUGCGUCCAGCAGUGCGCAGUGACGCGGGCAUGGCCAAGGAGUUCCCUGUGUCCUCCGGAUGCCAACAUCGGAAGAAGGAGGGCGAGGGACUUGGGGCCUAUGGAGAAUGGGUUCCUGUCGACAAGACAUCAGAGAAGGCUGCAGCUGCCUCCAGGAAGGCCCUGGCCACCGUUCCCAAGGCAACAGCGUCCCCAUCCUCAGUUGACACGGCGACAGCAGCAGAGUCAGCAGAGGUGGUGGAGCAGAGUGUGUGCGCACCAGAUACUGACAGUGUGUUUCCUGACCCCCUGCUACAGCCAGUGGAUAUCUCUCAGGCUGUGACGGAGAGAAUCAAAGCUCAGAGGCGAUUGGCUGAGAACCCCUAUGAUGUCAAUGCCAUCUGCAUGCUCAGCCGGGCACAAGAGCAGGUGGAUGCAUGGGCCCAGUCCAACACUGUGCCUGGCCUCUUCACUGGUUCCACUGGAGCCCAGGUUCUCACCUCAGAGGAGCUGUCCACCGGCGGACCACAAGCAUGGCUGAAGAAAGAUCAGUUCCUCAGGGCAGCUCCAGUGUCCGGGGGUGUCGGGGAAUUCCUCAUGAGAAAGAUGGGCUGGAGGACAGGAGAGGGUCUCGGGAGGAACCGUGAGGGGACCGUGGAACCGAUCAUCAUUGACUUCAAGGUCGACCGCAAAGGACUGGUGGCUGAAGGGGAAAAGCCCCAGAAGCAGACAGGAGGGCUCGUGGUCACCAAGGAUCUGAUGGGGAAGCACCCGGUGUCUGCUCUCAUCGAGCUGUGCAACAAGAGGCGUGUGAUGCAGCCGGACUUUGUGAUGGUCCAUCACAGCGGGCCGGAUCACCGCAAGAACUUCCUGUUCAAGGUCACAGUGAAUGGAGUGGACUACCAGCCGCAGACUGCCAGUCCCAACAAGAAGCACGCCAAAGCCAUGGCAGCUACCGUUGCACUGCAGGCUCUGGGAGAGGUUCCUGUUGACGGACCAGGACUCUACACGGGCCCCGUCUUCACUGCUGCCUCCACCGGCCCCCUGUUCUCCACAUAGUUAUUCUCUCUUCAGCUGUGGGACAGAAAGUGUUUUUUAAAUGACACCAACCUGGUCCAUCAUCUCCUCACUCCAGACUUAUUUAUACAGUAUUCUAAUACGUGCAGUAUUGCUCUCAGCCCAGGACACUGAGAGUGGAUUUAUAUUCACAAAAUGUACAUUUCAUCAUCCGGCUUUCCGCUGACAGGAGGGCUCAUGUGUAUAUGUUUUAAGGAUUGGGAAGGAGUCUCCGUUAGUGAAAGUGGAGGCAUGUAUCUAUGUAAGUAUGUAUGAUAACAUGUAUGAUACAGUAGCAUAUCCGCUGACUGAUACCUGAGUCUAGCUGAGCUGGGCUGUGUUUAUGUCUGGCCUCCUAACAACAUGUUUGUCUUAUUCCAUUGGUUUUAUGGAAUAACCUCUGAAACAGAAUAAAGAUUAUAUUUAUGUAGUGGAGGAAGCCACGUCA
Molecule: messenger RNA, 3569 nt
Organism: Eleginops maclovinus (Patagonian blennie)
Lineage: Eukaryota; Metazoa; Chordata; Actinopteri; Perciformes; Eleginopidae
Gene: sonb
Product: protein SON
Exons: 20
Coding region: 242-3124 (960 amino acids)
Biological process (GO): regulation of mRNA splicing, via spliceosome; regulation of cell cycle
Molecular function (GO): RNA binding
Source: RefSeq, a predicted model, not a curated record